Messenger RNA from Gigantopelta aegis, 3794 nucleotides. RefSeq lists its product as uncharacterized. Lineage: Eukaryota; Metazoa; Mollusca; Gastropoda; Neomphalida; Peltospiridae. Bases 571 to 1641 code for a protein of 356 amino acids. The transcript has 6 exons. The record is from RefSeq and is a predicted model, not a curated record.
UGCUUUAUUUCCCCCCAUGUACGCCAUGUGGCCAGCGUGUUGUCGCAAGUUCUGAGUACGCGCACUGCCAAUCGAAUGCACGCAUACGCGCGUGCCAUCUGUCAAAGUUAUCGUCUGCUGUCGUCUGUCAUUCCCGCUUGCCACCUGUCGGUGUAACGGCACUACCGAUCUGCCGCGAACAAUCUCGGAAAGUCUGUCGUAGGCAGGUGCUUAGCAGACGGCCGUCUGUUUAGUGUUCGUGAUUACGUUUGCCGCUUGGGACUAUUUUUUUUCUUCGUAUUCUUUUUUAUAAAUUCCUUCUCGUUGGAAUGUCACCAUGUAGAAAUUUGUUCAGCCGCUUCCAGUGGAGUUGUAAGUUCGGUUGGGAAUACAGGAAGCAGACGAGAGAGAGAGUUUCGUUUUAUAUUUUAGAGAAAAAAUAAGAAAGCAGAAGAUUUUUGAAGACGAAGAAAAAAUAUGUUAAGAACUGUGAAUAAUUUUAUGUGAUGUUGGUCAUUUGAAACUAUUGGGGUUUUUUUCUACAGUUGUGAUAUGUACUUUUGUUGUUUUGCGGGUUGAACAAAGCAAGCCAUGAAAAUCUGUGACAAGUCCUUGACUACUUAUGUGCCACUUAGGUUUGCCGACGAUAAUGAUAGUACAUAUAACGUGUACACCAUCGCCUCGCGAUCUUACCCAUCACACAUCAGAUCGCUACUUCCGGCGUCGGAAAACCAUAUGGCAGAGUACAUGGCCCUCGAGAAGGCCCGUCGGCGAUUGCGCAAUGUGAUCAUUUCCCUGAUGGUGUUCGCCAUUUCCGUUGCCCUGCUGGCCGUUUCUCUAGUCAUCGUCUUUCAGAAAGACUCCGCCAACGAAAUGGAGAUUAAUACGCAAGAAAAUGGGCGUCCAGUCAUCUCGUGGCAACGGACGGAAGUUCUGGUUGAAACCCUGAAUGUGACGUCAACCAGUGAAGCUGACCAAUCAAAAACACCGUCUAAUAGAAAGUCACAGUCAGCGGUUGUCGCGACACUGCAAGACACGCGGUCCAAGUGCGUGGGGGAAUGCUGGGCGUACGCUGCUUUCCGGUUCCGGUCCACGUGUGAAAAUGGCUUCUGUCGUUGUAAUGGCCGACACUAUAACCGUCUCACGUGUUUACCCUCGUUCAGCGGAUGUGACGUAGAGAGGAACUACCGAGGACUCGUUCUGGCCAAACUGCGUGGAGUCAAGCAGAACGUGUUCGGGUGCCGCGCGAAACGAAAACACGCCACCAACUUCCACAUUCUGAGCAUCUUCGGCAAUCAUCGGGCCUCUACGACCGAAGUGAGAAUCACGGGAAAUUCGUCAACUCCGGCAGUAUUAGUGUUAGUCAACUACCACCCUGUGACGUGGAAGGUGACGUCAGACCAAAGUGCUGCUAUUCGGAAAGUAGUUCUGGUAUCGUACAAUCAUCUAUCAAAAAGCAAUAUUCUUUUGGCGGAUCUGAAGAAAGAUACGGAACCGGAAGUUGCUAGACUGGUCUCGCAAACCGGAUAUGGCGAAGACAAAUUUGGCGGUCACACGCCAGAGUUACUGGAAACCAUUGAAAAAAUGGUUGGCUCGUUUGAGACGUUUAGCGGAACUUCUCACGCGGAUUACUGGGAGAUCGGUUUAGACGAUCCUGCCUAAAUCUAGAUAAUCCUAGACAAAGAAAAAAAAAAGUAAAUUAUGCAGUGAGACAAAUCGUUGUUGACGAUAUUAACAAUGGAGCAGUGGUUUUAUGAAGUGCUAAUACAAGGACUUGCGUUGGCCUUUACUUACAGAAUGAAGUGCUAAGAUUAUGCGUUGACGUUUUAUCAACAAAAUGAAGUGCUAAGAUUAUGCAUUGACGUUUACCAACAAAAUGAAGUGCUAAGAUUAUGUUUGACGUUUACCAGCAAAAUGAAGUGCUAAAAUUAUGUUUGACGUUUACCAGCAAAAUGAAGUGCUAAGAUUAUGUUUGACGUUUACCGGUAAAAUGAAGUGCUAAGAUUAUAAGACUUUUACCGGUAGGAUGGAAGAAUGGUUAGCUAGGCCACCAUGUCUAAGGCUGUUCGGCAGUGGAUUCGCACCCCCAGUACUGCUUCCAAAGCAGAUUAACUUGGCAGUUCAGUUGGCAGGUGUAAACUUUACUGCACAUACGUUAUUCCUCACCAAACAUUAACCCUUGUCCUGAAGCAAACACCAGAGAUUUAAUUGUGCUGUAACCUGUACCUAAUUCACUAAAACUCUCGCAACUUUGCGAUCUUGCAGUGCAGUGCAAAAACUACUUACAGGGACGAUGUGAUGUAGUUUAAGAGAGUUUAAGAGAGCCUAAGCGAGCUUUGUGAAUUAGGCUCCAGGACAAUACGACUGAGCCUUAAUAAUCAAAAUAAGCUUGAGAUUAAAGUCAACAUUUUUCCUCUCCACCAUGAACAGUUCACCUUGCAGUGACCUCCGUGGAUGUGUCCAGGAAAGGCGUGCUUGAAUCGUUAAUGCAUAUAAUCACGUCAUGUCAAAAUAUGGAUUGGAUUUAAUUGAGGCCAAAAACAAAUGUGUUUCCGGGCACCUGACUUUUUUGUUCUUCUUUUUGUUUUUCUUCUCUUUUUUUCUCUUUUUUUCAGGCACGAGUGACCUUUUGUUUUGUGACGAUUGGUGGGUUGGCAAAGUUUCGUCGAUAACAAUUUAUUUAAAAUUACCUCCCUUUUUGUUGUUUUAUUGUGUUGCACGGAACAAAUGGCUGACAGAAAGAAAGAAACACGAACUUGCUUGAUUCAUUGAAAUGGAUAUUCAGUUGGUUUCAUGGAACGAGGAUCAGUUGUAUACAGCCGAAUGUUUUUAUUACCAACAGCUAGUGUUGAAGCAAUAUAGACAGCACAGACAUCUUUGUUUCACUGAACUGGAUAUCCAGUUGGUUUUCUGGAACGAGGAUCAAUUCUAUACAGCCGAAUGUUUUGACUACCAACAGCUAGCGUUAAAGCAAGAUUAUAACUGCGAGAAGAAAGCACAGACAUCUUUGUUUCACUGAACUGGAUAUCCAAUUGGUUUUCUGGAACGGAUGAUCAAUUGCAUUGGCGGAUCCAAAGGAGUGGGGUCAAAGGGGUCCCGUGAUCACCAUCACCACCACCCCCCACACACAUACGUUUGGACUGUUCUUUUUAAUAACUUUUGGUAGGGGACUUUAAAAUUUAUCAUUCACAAUAUACAGUAUUAAAUGCCCUGAAAACCCUCUCAGACUCUGUACAUGCCUAUGCCCAAUAAAGGUUCAGGCAUGUCUCUCUCUCUCUCGGAUCCGGCUCCUGGCAUAGUCAGCGGCCUGAUCCGGGGGAGAGUCCUGAAAACGCAUCUCUGGGAAUUUUGAUAUUAAAAAUCCCCCCCCCCCCCCCCCCCCCGCUCCACACUGAUCUCGCUUCCUCUGGGACUCUUUCUCAUUUGCCUUCGACAAAUUCAAAUUACCCUCUUUAGGGAUUCUGUGACACCCCUGUACACAAUCCUGGAUCCGACUCUGAUGAAUUGUGUAAUUUUGACAACCAAUAUCAAAGCAAGAUUAUGAUACAUUCGUUAUAGAAUCAACAUGUAAAGCAUGUUUUACGUCAGAAGUCCGAUAUCUUUUCUGUGUAUAGGAUAUGUACAGACAGCCUUUUGCCUAUUGAAUGUAUCAAUAGGGUUAAUUAUUGUGCAAUUUGUAUUUUACGGUUAUUCCCAAUCUAAUUAAAAUUAGCUCCAUUAUUACAUGUGGAUCUAACAGCAGCCCGUUGGAGCCCAUGUCCAGUUGACCUUUCAUUCGACCAAUUAAAACCUUACUUGCAAAAUCAUGCCAGUGA